Messenger RNA from Sphaerodactylus townsendi, 1834 nucleotides. Its product is annotated as heme-binding protein 1-like. The transcript has 6 exons. The coding region runs from base 108 to 842 and encodes 244 amino acids. The record is from RefSeq and is a predicted model, not a curated record. NCBI's taxonomy places the organism in Eukaryota, Metazoa, Chordata, Lepidosauria, Squamata, Sphaerodactylidae.
GCCCCCGUGCGUGUGACGCGGAUUUAUUCCUCGGCUCCUUUCCCCCUCCCUCGUCGAUAGGAACCAUUCCGGGUCGCGUGAAGCAAACCAGAGAUUGCUGUGUUAAGAUGGCACGUAUUAGUCUUGAGGAACUGAAUGAAAUGGAUGACGAAGACCUUGGUGAAGAUCAGGAACCCAUGGAUGGGGACCAACAGAACAGACUGUUUUCUCACUGGGAGGUAAUAGCUAGCACUCACCAAGUGACACUGCCCCAAGAGAUGACAGGACCAAUAGUACAAAUGACGCAACAUAAUCAGACACGAGAGCCUGUGCCCUAUGCUACAUUGUCCCAGCAUGAGAAGUGUGAGGAGAUGGCAUAUGAAGAAAGGCUGUACCCACCUAAAAAAUGGGCAUGCAUCACUAAAGGGGAGCCCAAGUACGAACAGAGUAUCUCCAUGGGGUUCAUGAAAAUCAUGCGGUAUAUCUGCAAGGAGAACUCCUUAAGCCGCCACUUGGGGAUGACGGUGCCUGUGGUUGCGCAGAUCCAUCUUAAUAAGGAAGGCACUGAACUGCUGCAAGAAGUCAUUACUGGUUAUUGUCUCCCCGAGGAAUUUCAGCUGAACCCCCCUCUGCCAGUGGACCCUGAAAUCCAAAUCAUGGAAAGAGCACCACUUCAAGUUAUUACAAGGGUGUUUUAUGGGAACACUACAGAAGAAACAAUCCUACAGGAGAUCCGUCUUCUCUGGGAACUGCUGGGCUCCACUGAUAAUGUGCUCCACGAAACCUACAUGGUGGCUUCAUACGAGAAUCCUGGUGUUCCUAACCGUCGCAAUGAGAUCUGGUUUAUCCGGCGAGCUAACUGAAGGCUCUCAUGAAUUCCUGACAAAAUUGUAAUCCACCCUGUGACAGGUACUGGUUUAGAUGGCAGUUCUAGCUGAAGGAGAACAAUGCACAUCCUGAAUUAGUGGUCAUCCUAUAGAAUAGAUGAACCGCUUCUUUUCCCCUGGGUGCUGCAACAAGUUAUGUUCCCUCCAAGGGGAAAAUGUCCCUGAGAAUUCCACCCCACUAUUGCAGGGGGCAGUAUGGAAUAUGCCAUUAUUAAUGAAGAUGGCUUUGGUCUGCUUGUGUGGGCCCCAAAUAUGUCCAUGCCAGAGUUGAAAAGGAGUAUUGGGAAGUGUAGCUCACAUGACAAGUGUCUGGUAUCUGGAAGUGAAUGUGCAGAGCAUGUCUGAACAUGAUUGCUUACAGCUGACAUGAUUACUGCAGCUGACAGAUGGCAAUGGUUGAGGAACUGGUGGCGACCUGAGUUGCUUUUAGAAGGAGAACAACUUCUGGUGCCAUAGAGCAUCCUUUUUAGCCAUGUGUGAGAAAGGCUAAAUUAUGCUCUUAGUUAAUUCUCCCAUAGCAAUGAAGAACCAUUGCUGUAGUUUGGGAUAGAAAUAGCUUUAAUCUGCCUUGGCUGGAGUAGUUUAAACAGAUGUUCAGAAACCAGUGAGAAAUACAGGCAAAUGAUUAUGAGUUGACAGUGAACUGAGAAGUGAAAACCAUGGAAUCUCUUCUCCCAUGGCUUACAUGCUCUACAUUCCCGAGAAUAUUCAAAGAGUUGUAUGUCAUCUACUGGCCACGUUCUGCCUGUCAGCCAGCUGGAGCGCGUGACCACCUCCAGGUUGGCCUAAGGUCUUGAUAUGAGCUGAGCAGGCCAUGUAGCAUUUAUAUUACGUUGUGUUGUGUUGUGCAUUGCUUGGUUGGUUUCACAUUCAUAAAUGCUGCUGUCCUCUUUCAAGAGAGGUUGUUAGUACAAAACAAAUAUGAAAUAAAAUCUAGCCCUGAAAUAAAACAUAGUCUUUUGAAUCUA